AUGAUUCAAAGCUAUCUAAAUGCACAUCUAGUGCUGCGGAAGGCCACCACAAAGUGCAUCUCAAUGGCGUGGUAUUGCUCUGGCUCAACCAAUGCGGAACUGGUUGAUAAUCUCUUCAAGGCGGGAUUGGUAAAGAAUGAAAGAGUAAAAAAUGCUAUGUUGGGGGUUGAUCGAGCCCAUUAUGCACCCUCAAGGCCUUACUCGGACUCCCCACAGCCUAUUGGGUAUGGUGCGACAAUCUCCGCUCCCCACAUGCACGUUCAUGCAUGCGAGUACCUCAUCGACUUCCUCAGGCCGGGUUCGCGGGUACUCGAUAUUGGCUCGGGUUCUGGAUAUCUGACCCAUGUCCUCGCAAACCUUGUUACAGAUCCCUCUAUACCUGAUGACUUAAAUGGCCACGUUAUUGGAAUUGAUCAUAUACCAGAACUUGUUGACUUGGCUGAUAAGAAUAUGCACAAGUCGGACCAAGGCCGCAAAUUGCUAGAUACAGGAAAGGUGAAGUUUAUUAUUGCUGACGGCCGUUUGGGAUGGCAAGAGGGAGCACCGUAUGAUGCUAUCCACGUUGGUGCAGCGGCGGAAAAGCUCCACCCGGCAUUAAUCGCGCAACUCCGUGCCCCAGGCCGAAUGUUUAUCCCCGUUGACACGGAAUGUGACGGGAGUGCUCGUGGAUUCGGCGGCGGCCAAUACAUUUGGGUAGUGGACAAGAGGGUGGACGGGUCAGUCCACAAGGAAAAGGUGUUCCAGGUUAGCUAUGUUCCGCUGACCGACCCGCCAAAGAAGUAA
This is a messenger RNA of Aspergillus nomiae NRRL 13137, 783 nucleotides long. Its product is annotated as protein-L-isoaspartate O-methyltransferase. The record is from RefSeq and is a predicted model, not a curated record. The transcript has 2 exons. Bases 1 to 783 code for a protein of 260 amino acids. Lineage: Eukaryota; Fungi; Ascomycota; Eurotiomycetes; Eurotiales; Aspergillaceae. Gene Ontology annotation, molecular function: protein-L-isoaspartate (D-aspartate) O-methyltransferase activity. Gene Ontology annotation, cellular component: cytoplasm. Gene Ontology annotation, biological process: protein modification process.